AUGCAGGUGCAACAAGAGCCCUCUCGCAAGCGACCCAAGAUGCCUUCUUCCACUCUCAACAUCCCCUUGCAGUCGAUGCUCCCAUCACCUGCUCCUCUUCGCCUCCUCAUCCUCGGCUCUGGUGGACGUGAACAUGCCAUCGCCAACCACUUCCUUCGCUCUCAGCGCGUAGAGCACGUCUACUGCGCCCCCGGCAACGGUGGUACUGCUACCCUCGGCCCGCGCUGUACCAAUCUCGACUCUCCAAAGCCUUCGCACGACUUCAGCGAGAUCACCGCAUGGGCUGUCCAGAACCGCAUCAACCUCUGCUUCCCCGGUCCUGAGCAGCCUCUUGUCGAUGGUGUCGAGCUCGCCUUCCGCAAGGUCGGCAUCCCCGUCUUCGGCCCUUCGCCCGUAGCUGCUCAGAUGGAGGGUUCAAAGACCUUCGCCAAGGCUUUCAUGGACAAAUACAACAUUCCUACCGCCGCUUUCCAGUCCUUCGACGCCUCGCAGGUCGACGAGUCUCUCGCCUACAUCCAGAAGCUCGGUGGUGCUCAACAGGUCGUCCUCAAGGCUUCAGGUCUCGCUGCCGGUAAGGGUGUCCUUCUUCCCGAGUCCGAUGCCGAGGCUCACAAGGGUGUCGAGGACAUCCUCGUCAACAAGGUCUUUGGUGAUGCUGGCUCUUCGCUCUUGAUCGAGCAGAGGCUUGUCGGCCCCGAGCUUUCGGUUCUUGCCUUCUCCGAUGGUUACACCAUCACUGCUCUUCCUGGCUGCCAGGAUCACAAGCGCAUCGGUGAAGGUGACACUGGCCCCAACACUGGUGGUAUGGGUGCCUACACUCCCGCCCCUGAAGGUCUCGUCGACGACCUCCCAGCUCGCAUUCGUAAGGAGAUUCUUGUCCCCACUAUCGAUGGCAUGCGUAACGAAGGCUUCCCUUUCGUUGGUAUGCUCUUCGUCGGCCUGAUGCUUACCGCUGACGGCCCCAAGGUUCUCGAAUACAACGUUCGCUUCGGUGACCCAGAGACCGAGGCUCUCCUUGAGCUCCUCGAUGAAUCCAAGACUAGCCUUGCCGACAUUGUCCUCGCCUGUGUCGAGCGCCGCCUCGACUCGGUCAAGCCCGUUGUGCGCAACCAGCACGCCGUCAGCAUCGUCCUCGCCAGCCAAGGCUACCCUGGCAAAUACCCCAGUGGCGUCCCCAUCACCAUCGGAGCAGUCCCCGGGAAUGUUACCGUCUACCAUGCUGGUACCAAGCUCGAUGCCAGCGGACAGCUCGUCACUGCCGGUGGUCGUGUGAUCGCUGUCUCUGCAUUUGGCAACACACUUCAAGAGGCCGUCGAGCUCGCCUACAAGGGUGUCGAUGCAGUUCAGUUUGAGGGAAAGACUUUCCGACGUGAUAUCGCUCACCGAGCUCUCAAGCCCGCUGCUGGCUCCUCAGCUGCCGGUCUCACCUACGCCGCUGCCGGUGUCGACAUUGACGCCGGUAACUCGCUUGUUGAGGCGAUCAAGCCUUUGGCCAAGUCGACACGCCGUCCAGGCUGCGACGCUUCGCUCGGAGGCUUCGGUGGUACCUUUGACCUCAAGGCUAUUGGCAUGCGCGACCCCGUUCUCGUCUCCGGUACUGACGGUGUCGGCACCAAGCUUCGCGUUGCCCUCGACAUGGGCAAGCACGAUACCGUGGGUAUCGAUCUCGUUGCCAUGUCGGUCAACGACUUGCUUGUUCAGGGCGCGGCGCCACUCUACUUCCUCGACUACUUUGCGUGCUCCAAGUUGAAGGUGCCAGUCGCCGCUUCGGUCAUCUCUGGUAUCGCAGAGGGCUGCCGACAGGCCAAGUGUGGUCUUAUUGGUGGUGAGACCGCCGAGAUGCCCGGCAUGUACGAGGGUGAUGACUACGAUCUUGCGGGCUUCGCUGUUGGUGCUGUCGAACGCGAGGCUCUCCUUCCUUUGCUGGAUCAGCUCAAGGCCGGCGAUGUUCUCGUUGGUCUGCACAGCUCUGGUGCUCACUCGAAUGGUUUCUCGCUCAUCCGAAAGAUUCUUUCCCGAUCAGGUCUCAGCCUUUCAGCACCCUGCCCGUGGUCGGCAGAGAAGGACGGCUCCAAACCCGCCGCCACCCUCGGCGAGGCCCUGAUCGCUCCUACCCGUAUCUAUGUCGAAGCUCUCACACCUCUCUUCUCUGAGGCACAAGGUCUACUUGCUUUGUCGCACAUCACUGGAGGUGGAUUCACAGAAAACAUUCCUCGUAUUCUUGCUCCUGGCAAGGCUGUCGAGAUCGACCUUGCAUCAUGGCAGCGACCUGCUCUGUUCGACUGGUUGCAAGCCACAGGCAAUGUCGAGCCCGAAGAGAUGGCUAGGACAUUCAACAACGGUAUCGGCAUGGUCCUCAUCAUCCAGCAAGAGCAGCAGCACAGGAUCCUUGGUCUUCUCCAACAGGCUGGUGAGCGACCUGUCGUCAUGGGCCGUGUAAUUGACGGCGAGGGCGUUCACUACACCAACAUGCAGAGCUGGGCCCUAUGA
Molecule: messenger RNA, 2490 nt
Organism: Ustilago hordei
Lineage: Eukaryota; Fungi; Basidiomycota; Ustilaginomycetes; Ustilaginales; Ustilaginaceae
Product: putative bifunctional purine biosynthetic protein ade1
Exons: 1
Coding region: 1-2490 (829 amino acids)
Biological process (GO): adenine biosynthetic process; 'de novo' IMP biosynthetic process
Cellular component (GO): cytosol
Molecular function (GO): phosphoribosylformylglycinamidine cyclo-ligase activity; metal ion binding; ATP binding
Source: RefSeq, a predicted model, not a curated record